AGCCUUUUCUCUAUUCUUCUCUUUCACUUUUCCUUCUUCUUUCACUUUUUCAACCUCUUCUACUUCAGCUCUGUGCUAUUGCUCUCUGCGCCGAACGCGAACGCGAACGCGAACGCGAACGUGGCUUCGUCAGUGUAGAAUCUCACAUUCCGAGCUACCGAGUCGAAUCGUUAGCUGAGUCGAGUCACCGAGUUUGGCGCAGGCACAGAUCUUCCGGCAUGUUUGACGGCUUGCUCGGUCGAGGAUUCGCCGCGAAAUGCAAAUCGUUGAUCAAAUUGACGAAGAAUCGGAUCGAUGUGAUAAGGAGGAAGAGGAAGGCGACGGAGAAGUUUCUGAAGAAGGACAUCGCUGAUCUGCUGGCGAAUGGUUUGGAUGUCAAUGCUUAUGGAAGGGUUGAAGGACUCUUUGCUGAGUUGACUUUAUCGUCUUGUUAUGAUUUUGUGGAACAAUCUUGUGACUUUGUGUUGAAGCACCUUUCAGUGUUGCAGAAAGUGAGUGGAUGUCCUGAGGAGGUCAGGGAGGCUAUAUCAUCUCUGAUGUUUGCCGCUGCAAGAUUUUCUGAUCUACCAGAGUUACGUGACCUUCGUCAAAUAUUUCAGGAUAGAUAUGAAAGUUCCCUAGAAUGUUAUGUUAAUCAAGAGUUUGCUACAAAUUUGAAUUCAAAGUCUUCUACAUUGGAGAAGAAGGUUCACUUGAUGCAGGACAUUGCUUCAGAGUUCUCAAUAAGAUGGGAUUCCAAAGCUUUUGAACUAAGGAUGUCGAAAUCCUCUGUUUCUGCACAGGAGGCUACCCCGAAAGGAGUCAAUUAUGAGGAUUUGUAUGAGAGAAGUCAUGACCAUCCUAAUGGCAGGCACAAAUUUCAGAAUGGCAAGGAGGCUUUUGUCUCAAAAGGAGAUGAAAAUAAUCUUCGUUCUAAAUCCAAAUUCCCAAUCCCCGAAAAUGGAUUCCGGCCACCAAGCAGUUACGAUGAAGUCAAUGCGAAAAGGGAUGGCCAUGGCAACCCGUUACCUAAGAUGAGUGAUAGAGGCUAUUGGAAGGAGGGUAGUAUGCUAAAACCAAUUGGACGUUCUUCCAAGGAUACAAGAGAGGGACAAUUAGACGGUGGUUCCAAUCUGCAUGAUAGUUGGGGGAAUGCCAGGCGUGUAAAAGAAACCCAGGACACUGCCACUGCUAGGAAUUCGCUUGGUCAUGCAGGAUCUUGUUCAAAGAACAAUGUGGACGAGCCUUAUGUUAAUCAUGGUGGCUUACCUGAUGUUGAUAACCCAGAAAGAAAAACUCCUAGGGUAAGGCCCUUCUAUAGUAAUGCCAUGCCAUCUUAUAUAAGAGAGGAACAAUUUGAAGGUGGUUCCAAUCAGCAUGAUGGUUGGGGGAAUGCCAGACGUGUAAAAGAAAACCAGGACACUGCCACUGUUAGGAAAUCUCCUGGUCAUGCAGAAUCUCAUUCAAAGAACAAUGUCAAUGAGCCAUUUGUUGUUAAUCGCGGUGUCCUACCUGAUGUUGAUAACUCUGAAAGAAGAACUCGAAAGGAUGAAACUCCUGGGGUAAAGCCCUUCUUCAAUAAUGCAAUCCCUCCUCCUUAUGUAAAACCUAAUCCUAAACUGAAGACCAGCACUCAUGGAACCAAUUCAGUAUCUUCAAAUAUUGACAGUGAUCGUAUCCCUACAUAUCCUUUAGUGCAUGAAAAGCCUAGUGCUCCUACAAUGGACAGGAUCCAAUCAGGUUUGGAUGAUUCUGAACAGAAUUUGCAGGCCAUUAGACAUGCAAGACUGAGUAAACAGGGUCAGGAAAAAGAACUCUCUAUUCAGGAAGAUGCUACAGAAGUCAGUGUAUUAAAACAAAAAUCUAUGAGACGGGAGCACUCAAAAUCAAGAUCUAUUCACAAUGAAACUAGUAAUGAAGAUGCUGAACUUGUGAGAAAACCUAGGAGCAGGAGACGAGAUGAACAAAAACGUGGCCUGCAAGUUUUGUUUGAUGAUGAGCAGCAUAAAAAUGAUGAAGAGGAAAGGAUAAUAGAUAGAUUACUGAUCCAUUAUAGCAAAAAGCCAUCUAUGUCUCUGCCUGAAAAAGCAAGAAGAAAGUCUAGAAGUCGGCAUGCACAUCAAAUGGAGAACUCAACCAGGGAAUCCCUAAAGAAUGGAAGCAGAGAGGGGCCUGACACACCAGAGAGGGUCACUCAUGCACCAAGAUCAGUUUCACUUCCCCAUGAACAAACAGAAUCUGGGGAAGUUAAAAAAGUAUAUGCUCGUGCUGCUUCAUUUCAGCCUGAUAGAUCAAAUGAAGCUCCACAUGUGCAUCCCAACUUACCUGACUGUGAUGAUUUAGCUGCUAGGAUUGCGGCAUUGAGAGGAAUAUAAGUGACUGGAGCACAAUGAAUAAAUACUCCUUUGCCAACAUGAUUGCAGUGAUUAUGAUCAUGUUUUGAUCUCACGUACCGUUGGUAUUGUUCAAGAGUGCAUUGUGGUGCUUUAAUUUCCAAGUGUCGAUUACGCCAUAGCUAUAUUAUUAAUUAGCCAUGGUCGUUCCUGUGUUUACAAUUGUCGUGUUGUCAUCAUUUUUACUAAUGAUGGUUAUAUGCAAAGUUUAUUCAAGUUUUUUCACCCGUUAUGAUUGAAAAAGUGUUUGUAACAGAAGAAAUCAGUAUUCGUAUUUUCUCGACUCGAGUAAAAGUUGAGAUAUAUGUGGUUGUUUCAAUUGUUUUACUCAACCAUAUAUAUGGUCUUUGUAGUACACACAUCCAAAUAUUAUUUUCGCUGAUGUAACACUUGUUACAGUUGUUGCAGCGGUUUAA
Cajanus cajan (pigeon pea) is the source of this 2788-nucleotide messenger RNA. RefSeq lists its product as uncharacterized. Gene Ontology annotation, biological process: protein transport. NCBI's taxonomy places the organism in Eukaryota, Viridiplantae, Streptophyta, Magnoliopsida, Fabales, Fabaceae. The record is from RefSeq and is a predicted model, not a curated record.